This is a messenger RNA of Pseudo-nitzschia multistriata, 2085 nucleotides long. NCBI's taxonomy places the organism in Eukaryota, Bacillariophyta, Bacillariophyceae, Bacillariales, Bacillariaceae. The record is from the annotation of a GenBank genome assembly.
CAUACCUGGUACCGUACUUCAUCAUAUGAUCAUCUCAUGAACGAUAGACCGCAACCAACAAUAUUAUCGAUCUACCAAAUUGCCAUACGGUCUAUCGAGUUCAAUUGAGGGAGCAGGGAUAGAAAACGAUUCGCUAUCACAUAACGUACCAUUUUGAGCAUGUCCGUCCGAGAAAGGAAGCAAGCAAAGAACGAAGUAAUUAUUUUCAUUGACCACAACUAACUGAACGGUCCUAUUUUAGAGUUUGAGCCAUCUCACCCCAUUGGAUUGCAACAAAAAUCGGUAGGGUGGAACGGAACAGAAAGCAACGAAUCAGAACGGAUCACAAAACAAUAAGAAACGCACGGAAUUACAGMUACGAUGGCAGAAUUCGAUUUUACACUCCUCGGCGAUGUGAUAGUCAAACCGGCUACGGGAGAAUCUGCKGAUCCUUUGCAGGUAUUGACAAAUAAAGGAGUUGUCCUAUACUUUGGAGCCCAUUGGUCGGAAUGUAAGUUGCGAGAGCGAAACAAAGCAUAGAGUCGCCAAUGGUUUCCCAAUGGAAUGUGUUGAACAAAUCAAUAGUAUGAAUUAUUUGGCCUGAGUUGGAACGCAAAUAGCAUUCGCCUCCACGUUGAUUAGAACUUGUUCUCUAAACAGUUACUGACCAUUCUGCUAUUUACUUAUUUCAAUCCAUGACGCAAUGACUUCGGUGUUCAGCUUGCAACAAAUUUCUUCCUAAAUUUCACUUUUUUCACGAAAUCAAUGCGGAUGUCGAAGAGGACUAUGAAAUCAUUUUCUGUUCCGUGGACAAAAGUGAGGAAGAAUACAACGACUAUACGAGUGAUUUUUCGUUUUGGUGCAUUCCGUAUGCGUUGCCGACCCUUCCCAAACUCAUAGCCAACCUUCAGGCCAACGGAAUGCCACACCUGGUCGUGAUCGAUAAGGAGGGCAAGAUCAUUACGAAAGACGGUGUGAACGCCUUGAAACAGGAUCCAAUGGGGAAGCAAUUUCCUUGGAGGCCCAACCGAAUCGUGGACAUUCUUCCCGAAAGCUAUAUAUCGGGAGGGGAAGAAUCAACGCCGACCCUGCUCUCAACGGACGCCCUGGACGAAAAAUAUAUCUUGUUGUAUUUUGCAUCCCAUGCAGACGCUCUUUGUAAAGAAUUCACGCCGUGGCUAAAAAAAGCCUGCCAUAUCCUGAAAAAGAAGAGGGCAGAUUUUGAAGUAAGUUGCUGCCAAUUUUUUACCGAUGCAAAUGUUUUCUGUGGAGGAGUGUGACUUUCUGAAGAAUCUCGUUGGCAGUCGUAUUUGCAGAAAAUUCUCAUGCCAUUCCCUGUUUAGCUUAUCUUUGUCAGUGGAGAUGCAUCGGAAGCGAGCUAUGAAACCUUCUUGAGCGAAACGAACUUUUGUUCCUUUUCCUUCGAAGAAACGGAGGUGAGGGAAGCGCUCGAGAAGCGCCUGGAUAUAACGUCCUWUCCCACACUGAUCAUGCUUGGACCGAGGCCCAUCGACGAGGACGACAAUUUUGGGGAUCGUCCGAUUAUCAAUUCSGAAGUUCGUGCCGUCAUCGAAAACGGAGACUACAUUACCGAUUUUCCUUUUUAUCCGAAACCAUGGGGUGACCUCUGCAAAACAACGGACGACAUUAACACCCACAAGUGUUUGGUAGUAUUUCACGAAGGCGGUGACGAAGACGAACAAAUGGAGGUAGAAUACGCGGUGCGGGAUGCCGCAGAAGAAUACAGAAGUGGCGACGAGCUUGUUAAGUUUUACUGGGCAUUCAAUCCCGAUGCCCCCUUGAGUGCAAACAUACGGAGAGCCUGCGACCUAGGGCCAAUUGGAGAUUUGCCAUCAAUGGUCUUGUUGGACAUACCCAAUGAUGGUACUUACUAUUUGAGUGAAGAACAAGAUAUCACCGAGGACACGAUCCUUGAGUUUCUCACAAAUUACAAAGAUUGCACGCAAGGGACUAUUUAGGCUACAGAGAAAUACAAGUUCUGACAGUCUACAUUAUUCUUGUAACAAUCAUACUUUGAAAAGCAAUGAUGGGAUAUUCCAGAUGCUUGCCUUUUCAAGAAUGAUUAAUAUCGACUAUUUAAUUCAA